AUGGAGGAAAAGGCAACAAAUGGGAAACCCCUCGCAGAAAAAGAGGCUAUUUUGUUGAUGAAUCCAGACAAUGAUAGCAGCACACCUGAAAUAGAAUAUGAACAGGAAAACAUGCCAGAAGCACUGUUGUACAAAGUCACCGAUACACCACCGAUUUAUAUGACAAUCUUCUUUGCAUUUCAGCAAGCACUGCUAUCCUUAUCAGGAUCGCUUGCAAUUUCCACAUUUGUGGCUGAAGUGGCCUGUGCAUCCGACUUCCCGGACAUAAAGACAGAUCUCCUCAGCUCCACCAUGUUCAUGAAUGGGAUUACGACUCUCCUACAAGUCACGCUUGGUAUAAGAUUACCACUGUUCCAGGGCGCAACUCCUGUUUACGUAAUACCUCUUCUGGCCUUACAGCGCCUUGACACAAACUUUUGUACCGUUCCAGAGACUAGUCUCACAAUUACAAAUGAAACACAGUACCACUUGGCAUCUCCAAAUAUGACUUCUCAUUAUGAAAUGGAAAUGAAACGAAGUUUCGCUUUCUACAGAUUGCGGGAGUUUCAAGGCUCUUUGAUCCUGGUCGGUCUUAUCCACUGUGUAGUUGGACUUACGGGAACCGUGGGAUUUCUCAUGAAGUUCAUCGGGCCUGUCACCAUCGUUCCGACCAUACUUGUAGGCGGAAUAUUCAUAUCCAGGUCUUCCAGCAAAUUCGCCAAAGCACAUUGGGGGAUAUCUGCAGUGACAGCAAUAACCUCGAUCGUUCUAUCCCUGUAUUUGAGUAAGUUGAACAUGCCAUGUCCUGCCUGGUCCAAAAAGAAGGGAUUCCACGUGUAUUGGUACCCCUUACACAGAGUGUUCGCGAUCCUGAUCGGUAUGCUCGUGGGAUGGACAGUGUCAGCCAUAAUGACACAUGCCGGAGCACUGACAGAUAAUCCGAAGGAGGUAGAAUAUCUUGCCAGAACGGAUGCCAGGGCCGGGAUUAUAACGAAUGCCACAUGGUUUCGCGUUCCUUAUCCGAAUCAGUUUGGCACCCCGAACGUCAACGUUGGAUUCUUUGUAGCUUUCAUGAUUGGCACAAUAGUAUCAAUCCUAGAUUCCAUUGGUGACUACAACGCAUGCGCACGAACAUGUAACGUCCCCCCACCAGCUGCGCAUAGCAUAAAUCGAGGAAUCGCAGUGGAGGGAAUUUGUAGUGCGUUAUCGGGCGCUGUUGGGUGCGGACACGCAACAAGUACAAUCGGUGCGAAUAUUGGCGCAGUUGGUGUUACAAGAGUGGCAAGUCGGAAUGUGUUUAUAUGGGUAGGUGUAAUAUACAUGAUCUUCGGUGUAGUGGGCAAGGUUUCCGCUGCUUUCAUCACCAUGCCCUAUCCGGUCUUAGGGGGUGCAAUGAUCAUCAUGUACGGCAUGUUCAACGGCAUCAUAUUGUCGAACCUCCAUGCUGUCUCGUUAUCAUCAACCCGUAAUAUAGCCAUCAUAGGCAUCGCCUUACUUGUCGGAAUAAUGAUACCGUACUGGCUGGAGCACAACCCGGAGGACAUCAACACAGGCAAUGCCUACCGUGAUAGCAUUAUAAAAAACCUCAUGGCCAACCCAAAUCUGUGCUGCGGAAUUCUAGCGUGCUUCCUCGAUAACACAGUGCCUGGAACUGUAGAGGAAAGAGGAAUAGCUGGGUGGUUAAAACCGGACGAGGCUAAAAAUAGCCAAUACAGCGAGGGAUUGGAAGUUUACCAACCUCUCGUGCCAAGGAAGUGGCUGUCGCAUAAUAUCAUGCGAUAUCUCCCAUUCUGUCCAUUCCAGCCUCGCACAGGGGACAAUGGUCCCAUUAAGGUUCACUGUCAUUUAAGGACGUUCCAGGGGUGGGAAGAAGAUGAAAGUCAAGUCAUUGGAGAAAAAACGCCAACCUGCGGCCAGUACCUAGCGACUGCUGAACGUAGGUCUCGAACCCGCGACUCAGAGAUUAAGGGCUAG
Molecule: messenger RNA, 1953 nt
Organism: Ylistrum balloti
Lineage: Eukaryota; Metazoa; Mollusca; Bivalvia; Pectinida; Pectinidae
Product: solute carrier family 23 member 1-like
Exons: 12
Coding region: 1-1953 (650 amino acids)
Biological process (GO): transmembrane transport
Cellular component (GO): membrane
Molecular function (GO): transmembrane transporter activity
Source: RefSeq, a predicted model, not a curated record